Molecule: messenger RNA, 5664 nt
Organism: Carassius auratus (goldfish)
Lineage: Eukaryota; Metazoa; Chordata; Actinopteri; Cypriniformes; Cyprinidae
Product: protocadherin alpha-C2-like
Exons: 3
Coding region: 637-3051 (804 amino acids)
Biological process (GO): homophilic cell-cell adhesion
Cellular component (GO): plasma membrane
Molecular function (GO): calcium ion binding
Source: RefSeq, a predicted model, not a curated record
UUGUAUUUGUCAAUAAAUCCUCUCAGGAGAUAAGUAAUAUUAUGCUUCAGUCUAACGCAUUCCAAUGCAGUUAUUUAUUGUUCAGAGAUAAUUCAGCUGCAUUUAAAUUCUAAACUUUCGUCGCGUUCAGUUGGGAGACUUGUUGCUUGCGUUAAUUACCUGUGACAUAAACCAUUUAUACUGGCAAACAGUUUUUAAAAUUUCCCGAGUUGCAAUUGUCAUUUUGUUUGCAUAUACAAAACGCUUUAUUAUAGGUAUUCAGUCAGAUUUUAAUUUCAUUUUAUUUUAACGUUUUUAGUUCAUACCUUUACCAACGUGAAAUAUUUUAAAACACUUUUCUAAUGUUACACAUUUCUAUUGUCUCUCUACACUGCACUCCUCGCUCUUGCGCGCAUAGAGUCGCUGUACACCAAGAAAAUACUUUUCUAGACAUACUGCCGUCGUCGUCGCCAUUGCUGAUUUUCAUUUGUGGGAAACACUGCAGUCUUUCUUUCAGGCUGGACUAUUCGCACUUUCAUUUAAUGAUCCAGUUGCAUUUCCUUGCAUGUCAUUGCGCGAAUUAUUUUCUUGAAACAAAUCCACGUUUUGGAAAUCUUUGGACCCUCUUUCUGUGUGCAACAUAAGGAAAUCAAAACAAUGGAACCGAAAGCAAGGCUUUGGUUAAGGUACGUCUCGAUCUUUGUAUUCCUUGCGGCUGUAUUUCAGACAGCAUCUGCCGUUACUCACUACACAAUUCCAGAGGAGAUGGACGAAGGGACUGUGGUUGCAAAUUUGGUGUCUGAUUUGGGACUGGAUUUGAAAAGCCUUAGUAAACGUAAAGUACGUUUGGAUGUCGUCGCAAAUAAAAAAUAUCUUGACGUUAACAAAGAUACUGGGGAGCUGUACAUUUUAGAAAGGAUUGAUAGAGAAAAUUUAUGCCCAAUUAAAUCGGUCACGACUUGUUUGCUGAAAGUGGAUGCCACAUUAGAGAAUCCUAUUCGAAUGUUUAAUAUUGAACUUGAAAUAAUGGACAUAAAUGAUAAUGCGCCACGUUUCCGACGAGACACAAUGCAUUUAGAUAUUUCAGAGGCAACAGCAAUAGGAGAGAGAUUUUCCCUCACUAAUGCUGUGGAUCCUGAUACAGGUUCAAAUUCCGUAAAGGCAUACUAUCUCAGUGAAAGCGACCAUUUUAGCAUUGAGAUUCAGACUGGACGAGACGGAUCUAAGUUUGCUGAUUUGAUACUGAAAAAGUCAUUAGACAGAGAAAAACAAGCUUCACAUAAUCUGAUACUCACUGCUGUGGAUGGAGGAGUCCCCGCGCGCUCUGGCACUGCUAGUAUUAUUGUGCGCGUUCUGGACACUAAUGACAACGCCCCUCAAUUCGAUGAAGACAGUUAUACUAUAAAUCUAACAGAAAACGCACCGAUUGGAAGCCUUGUCGUAAAAUUAAACGCGACAGAUAGAGAUGAAGGGUCCAAUUCAGAUAUAAUUUACUCCUUUAGUCUGUAUACUUCAGAAAAAACACAGCAAACAUUCAGUCUGAAUCCUGAAGAUGGAGAAAUCAGAGUGAAAGAAAUGAUUAAUUACGAGGAUUUCAGGAUCUAUGAUAUGGAAGUUAUAGCAACAGAUAAAGGAGCUAAUAGUCUCUCUGGGAAAUGUAAAGUAAAUAUUUUAGUCACAGAUAUGAAUGACAAUCAUCCUGAAAUUUCUAUAAAAUCAUUCACAAGUCCAGUAAAAGAGGAUAUAGCUGUAAAUACAGUAAUUGCAGUUGUUAGUGUGAGUGAUAAAGACUCAGGAGAAAAUGGGCAGGUAGAUAUUCAUAUUUCUGAUGAUUUACCUUUUGCACUCAAAGAAUCGUCUGAUAAUUAUUAUGAAUUAUUAGUUUCAGAACCGUUAGACCGUGAAAAUGUUCCGGAAUAUGACAUCACUAUUACCGUGACUGACAGGGGCAACCCGCCGUUAUCUGAUAAUGAAACUAUAACUUUAGAGCUGCUGGACAUUAACGACAAUGUUCCUCAGUUCCCGCAGACCUUCUACACGAUUCCUGUUAUGGAGAAUAACGCGCCUGGAGCUUUACUGAGCUCUUUAACUGCUAUAGACCCAGAUCUCCAUGAAAAUCAGUAUCUAGUUUACUUUAUCAUAGAGAAGGAAAUAGUGAACACCUCCAUGUCCAUGCUGUUCUCCAUUAACCCCGAGAACGGCAAUCUUUACGCACUAAAGACGUUUGACUAUGAGAUAGAGAAGGAGUUUCUUUUCCACAUCGAGGCCAGAGACUCUGGUGUUCCUCCGCUCAGCAGUAACGUGACCGUUCACAUUAUUAUCAUGGAUCAGAACGACAACACGCCGCUUAUAGUGUCUCCAUGGCGCGCGCACGGCUCGGUGGUGGAGGAAAAGAUCCCGAGAUCCACCGAUAAAGGGACUCUGAUAGCCAAAGUCAUCGCCAUAGACUCUGAUUCAGUGCACAACUCUCGAAUCACGUACCAGUUUCUCCACAACACUGACGCCACAUUAUUCAGCUUGGAUCAAUAUAACGGAGAGAUCCGGACCAUGAGGAUGUUCAGUUACAGAGACUCGCGCCACCAGCAGCUGGUUGUGAUCGCCAAGGACAACGGAGAGCCCGCGCUCUCUGCUACAGUCACCAUCAAACUGUCCACGGUGGAGACCGCCCUUAAAACCUAUGCUGACAUGACUGAGGUGCCUUUGGGAUAUGACAUCUUCUCCGAUAUAAACCUGUAUCUGGUGAUCGGACUGGGCUCCGUUUCAUUUCUUUUACUCAUCACUAUUUUGGUCACCAUCGUGCUCAAGUGUCAGAAAACGAAGCCCAGCAAAGCGGCUCCUCCGUGCAGGAACAGUGUGAUCAGCGAGAGGAACUCGACCAUCGCGGAUUCCACUCUGGUCUCCAACGAUGCCUACUGGUACAGUUUAUUUCUAGCAGAGACCAGGAAAGGAAAGCUGGUGGUCAGACAGCCUGUGCCAAAGGGAGCGAGAUAUGUCGUGUCCAGUUUACCGAGGAGCACAGGACUGACCGAGACCAGCGACUCAGCUGCUUCUACUCUACAGUACUCAAAAUGAACGAGGUCCCCUUUCCCGCUGGAGGCUUCCACCACCACCAGCAGCAGCUCCACCUGAGGAUCCUCCCAACCAUUUUGCCAGAGCAGAGUAUUGAAACCUUUCCAUCAGCCUGCAUGUCUGUCCACCUGUAUUCAUCAUAUUCCCCUGCACCAUCUUGCAGAGAUGAAAUCAACCCUGAACGAUGUCUACAUCUUCACAUCAGAGUUCGGAGAGUUUGCCCAGGACUGACCAGAGGAUUGACGAAGAUCUUUUGCUUCUGAUAUUAAGAGAUACUCUUAAAUCUGAACGCUCAAGAUUGGACUUGGACUGGAUCUGUGAGGACACACACACACACACACACACACACAUGCAUAUCUUCAAACAGCACAGCUUAUGUCUUUAUCAAAGAAACUGUUCUGCAAAAACAGUAUGCUUGUGUUUGCAUGCUUAGAGUUACACGCUAUCUUCGUUAUAUUUAGGAACUGGUAAAGACAUUGGGGAGAGAAACUAUUAACAAAAUAUUCUCAUAUGAACUUGUGUGGACACUGAAUUGCAAAAAAAGAAAAAAAAAAAUCUUAAUCAGUAGAUACUAAUGACAAAUGUUUUUUUUUUUUUUUGCAAUGUGAAUUAUAGUUACCAAGCACAAAGAGGAUUAAAUGAUUCAGUCAUGUUAAAAGAUGGAGUUUGGAGCUUAUGCUAGACUGAAUUUGGACACUGAAAGCUUCUCUUUACCUGCAAUGGAUGUAUAAAGCCUUUCUUAUGUGUUUUCUUGGAACUCAUAAAGACUUCUAUCAGAAUAAUGCUAGUAUUAUCCAGUGUAUUCAGAAGAGGUCACAGCAAUGUAGUGUAGUGUUGUAUUAUGUCCGUAUUGCUGUUUGUGUCAGUAUUUUUACAUUUCAGUAUGUAAAGAAUUUAAGCUGAAUCUAAGGACUGAUCUGACUCAGAAAGUGUAGAGUAUCAUUGUAGUUAUGAUCUCUCUUAAUAUGAUAGAGUAUAGUGGAGGCUGUAAAAUCACCAUGACUGCUUCCUCUGUGGUGUCUGGUGACAUUCAUGAAUGCACAAACGCAAACACAGCACAGUGAUGUCAUAGUGCAGAUUCAGAUAUCUGAAGGUCACAGAGGUUUCUAAGAUGAGUUUAGGAGAUUCAGUAGCCUCUCCCGAUGCCUAAGAUUUCUGUCUCCGAUAAAACCCCACUGACUUCUAAUAGAGACUGUUAAACAGUGAGUUCCUUCAUUCUGUCCUUUAUAAAAAGACCACAAUAUUUCAGAGGUAAAGACUUGCAUCAACCAUCAGACUUCAUUAAAUCUUUGAAAUAAGGCUAAUGUAAAGAGCACUCAAGGUGGUGAUGGGUUUUAUUUGCUUUAAAACAAGAAAAGAUAAGAACUGCUAAUGUUUACUUAUCAACCGUAUAAUUAUCCAGUAUUAUGAAAUGUGUUUAAUAUUUAUGGAAAUGCUUUGGGGAAAAAAUGAAAAUACAUUGCUUUGUGCAUUGAAGUGCACUAGCCAAAUAUUAUUUAUUCCCUUUAUUUUUAACAUGUUUAUUUUCAAUUCCUGGUGUUAAUAUUAUGUAUUAAUAUUCAUGCAUUAAUAUAAACUUUCAUAUUGCUUUUUUUUUAUUGCUGAUGUUUUGUAUUUGCUGGCUAUAUCAGUUGUGCAAUAUAUGGACAUCAAUAUUUUAUUUCAGUGAACAAUAUGGUAUUGUUGUUUUUCUGAUAGUUUCCAGCCUUUCUGGGGUGUCAUUUAUUCCUAACUUCCUGAGGGUAUGGCAGUUUUCCCAGGCAGGUCAAAAGGUCAAGGUGUCACGGGGUCAGUUCAGUGACUGGCUCGCUCUGUAAUGCACAGUAUGUGUGUUUUGUCAAAGCAAUGCUGAAUUACAAAAUACAUCUGCCCAGUUGUAAUUUGAUUUUCUGUUUUAGAGAAACAAAUGCUGGAUGUUUACGUGUGGUAUUUUAAACAGGAAGUAAUCAUUUUAAGGCUUAGUUGUCUCAGAGGAUUGGCUGAUGCUCAGACAUGACCAGUGUUGUAAGAUAACAUUAUGUGAGACAAUCAGAGGGAAAGAAAGAUACAUUUUAGUAAAAUGAUAAAAUAUUAAGGAACAGUAUAUCUGUCAGUAUGAGCAGCUGUAAGUAGGUCACUCAUCUCUCUCUGCACAGAAAAGUGUCUAAUUAAUUUAUCACAAAAUUUUGUGAUAUAAAAAUGGACUACCUAUAUACAGCACUGCCCUGUAGUCCAUGUUUAUUUUUCUUUCCCCUGCUGUCCAAUUAAUCUUUAUACAGACAAGCAAAUGUUUUUCUAAUUCAUUUUCUACCAGCAUUUGUGCUCUAAAGCAGACCAGCUGCCUACUUAAAACUGAACACAUACAUGAUGUGCCUCAGAGAAACUACCAGACCCUCUUUGCUCAUGAGUAUCUACUGAUGUAUUUGUAUUUCAUGUUUAAAAUAGAUAAAAACUGAGUUAAAAAAAAUUGUGAUUUCUGUAAUUUUCUGUGUAUUUCAGAAGUACAUAACUUGAUGGGACAUUGCAUUUGUAAUAUGAUUUCAGCUUUUAAAUGACUUCUCAGUAUGUAAGUAGCAAUCAACCUGUAUCCCAAUUGAAUACACGCACUGGAGUAAAAUAAAUAAAUAAAAUUAAAAC